CCUCUAAGCGGCACGUUGCCCGGCCCACAGAGCACCACCACCUCCGCGAGAGCAGUCUGAGCACAGCUCGGACCCAAAGAUUCAGAGAUUCAGAGGCCAGCAGGCUCCGACCUCCACCCAAUUCGUCCGAGGCGCGGGCGACGGCGGUCGGCGACAUGGAAGCCGCGGUGCCCAGCCGUGUCGCGCUCUCCGCGGCAAGCCGCUUCCCCAAUCGCCACGCGGUGGCAGGAGAUAGAUCUACCAUUUACAAGGGAAGGUGCCAAAGUCUUGCAAUCCCUAUGGCUUUGUCAGCAGCUGCACCGGGCAAAGGAGGUGUGCUUGAUCGGCCAGUUGAGAAAACUACUCCUGGUCGUCAGUCCGAAUUUGAUGUGAAGAAAAAGCGCAAAAUGACGCCCCCAUACCGCGUGAUCCUGCACAACGACAACUACAACAGGCGCGAGUACGUCGUCAAGGUCCUGAUGAAAGUGAUCCCAGGUAUGACGGUGGACAACGCGGUGAACAUCAUGCAGGAGGCGCACGUGAACGGGCUGUCGGUGGUGAUCGUCUGCUCCCAGUCGGAGGCCGAGGAGCACUGCACGUCGCUGAGGGGCAACGGCCUGCGGAGCUCGAUUGAGCCCGCGAGCGGCGGCUGCUGAGGAUCCAGAAAACGGGUGCCCCUGUUUUGCCGCGUAUAGUUUGUAAAUACCCUGCGUACCAAAGGUAAAGCUGAAACGGGUGGGGAGGUCACGGGCAGUUGACGUUGCCGCGAAACCGAAUACCACUGGGUAGGUGUGUAAAUCUUUGUACGGGUACCCUGUAGAACAGAAAUAGCGUUUUCAGUUGUGAUUCAUAAAAACAUUUAGAGCCUGCUUGGUUGGACUCUAAAACUUGCCCAGCUAAAAUUAGGGCAAGCUCAUAAACUUUGGCACUUGUUUGGUUCGAAGUCAAAAAAUUUUGGCUACCACAUUUUGGCAGUGAUGGCCUCAA
Setaria italica (foxtail millet) is the source of this 966-nucleotide messenger RNA. Its product is annotated as ATP-dependent Clp protease adapter protein CLPS1, chloroplastic. The record is from RefSeq and is a predicted model, not a curated record. NCBI's taxonomy places the organism in Eukaryota, Viridiplantae, Streptophyta, Magnoliopsida, Poales, Poaceae. The coding region runs from base 156 to 635 and encodes 159 amino acids. Gene Ontology annotation, biological process: proteolysis; protein catabolic process. The transcript is spliced from 3 exons.